AUGCAGUCACCAGCCAUGUUCGUUUUCGCGUUGUGCAUCGCCUUCGCUCUUCUGUCCGGUGUCGUCCUGGGCCAGGAACCCACGCGCAACCCGUCGCCCUCGCCGUCGUGCGCCGCCACGACCAUCUCCACGAACGGGUCGUGCCCGUGCCCCGACGUGUACCUCAACGUGCCCAACCUGAGCGUGGACGAGAUCAAGCUCACGGUGGACAACCUCACCGCCCACGUCGACCUCAAUGUAAAGCUCUCGUCGCUCCUCUCCAUCUCUGCGGGCGUCGACGUGAGCAUCAACAAGGUGGAGCUCGACAUCAAAGGCGUCAAGGCCGAGCUCGAGCUCGACGUGCGUCUGGACAACAUCGCCAAGAUCCUCGACCGCGCCCUCACCACCCUCGACCGCAAUCCCGACCUCCUCUCGGGGUUGGUCAGCUCGGUGGGCGGCCUGCUGAGCUCGGUCCUGGGCGAGAACGGCCUCGUGCAGCGGCUGGUCGACUCGCUGGGCAACAUCGUCGAGCGCGUGGUGAGCGACACGGGCGCCGUGCUGAGCCAGGUCGUGGUGGGCGCCGUGAAGGACCUCCAGCGGCUGAGUCGCACCGUCAACAGCCUGGGCCAGGUGGUGGACCAGGUGCUCGACACCACGGGCGCCGUGAUCGAGGUCAUCUACGACACCACCGGCGCCGUCCUCAGCACCAAGGUCAUCAAGCAGGCCACCAACACCCCCGUAUGA
This is a messenger RNA of Acanthamoeba castellanii str. Neff, 723 nucleotides long. RefSeq lists its product as uncharacterized. The coding region runs from base 1 to 723 and encodes 240 amino acids. Lineage: Eukaryota; Discosea; Longamoebia; Acanthamoebidae. The transcript is spliced from 2 exons. The record is from RefSeq and is a predicted model, not a curated record.